Molecule: messenger RNA, 3185 nt
Organism: Hypanus sabinus (Atlantic stingray)
Lineage: Eukaryota; Metazoa; Chordata; Chondrichthyes; Myliobatiformes; Dasyatidae
Gene: lrrc24
Product: leucine rich repeat containing 24
Exons: 5
Coding region: 148-1695 (515 amino acids)
Molecular function (GO): protein binding
Source: RefSeq, a predicted model, not a curated record
GGGGGGGUGUUGGUGCGGUAGGGAGAGUUAAUGCGAUGGACGGAGAGAAUGGAGCCAGUGACCGGCCCCGAGACAUAAUGGGCGCUGCAGCUGAUUAACGAGAAGGCAGAGCCCCGGACAGCGGUUCAGGCUCAAUACUCUGACUGAAUGGAUUUCGUCACCACACUUGUAUUACUCGGUGUCCAGGUCUUCGGGUCCUGGGGCUGCCUCGCGGGAUGCCGCUGCUACAGUACCACAGUGGAAUGUGGAUCUCUGGGUUUGACGGCAGUUCCAACCAAUAUCCCUGCUUUUACCCAGACCAUAUUCUUGCAAGACAAUAAUAUCACUCGCAUCAGCCGGAAGGACUUUUCCCAUCUUACCAAGCUCCAGAACCUCUACAUCCAGAACAACAGCCUGGACACCAUUGAGGCAGGAGCCCUGACUCAGCAGUGCUCCCUGGUGGAGCUUGCCCUCAAUGGCAACCGGAUCCAGCAGCUCGACCGCAGCAUCUUCCAGGGGCUGGGGCACCUUCGGGUCCUGUACUUGGCAGCCAAUCAAAUCAGCCGGCUGGCAGGCUUCACCUUCCACGAACUUCAGAGGCUACAGGAGCUGCAUCUCCAGCAAAACAACCUGCAGUCCUUAGACGAACAGGCUUUUGUGGGGCUCUCCUCGUUGGCCUUGCUGGACCUGAGUGACAACUGCUUGCAUACACUGCACCAUGCAUCCCUGCAACCCCUGAGGAGCCUGCAGGAGCUGCGACUGAUCGGCAACCACUGGCGGUGUGACUGCAGCCUGCACUGGCUCAGGGCCUGGAUCGUCAGGGAAGGCCACAGGCUGUUGCUGGGCAAGGCCCUGGUGUGUGCCGAGCCACCACGGCUGGCCGGCCAUAGCUUGCCGGACGUCCCCGGCACCAGCCUCAUCUGCAUCCCGCCGUCAAUUCAGCUGGACCGCAGUGAGGCGGUGGCCCGGCCAGGGGAUGAACUUCACGUCACCUGCCGGGCCUCCGGUUACCCACCACCUGUGCUGGGCUGGAGGAGCCCAGGUGAGGCUCGGGCGGUGGCGAUGGCUCCUCCUCCUCGCUCCAGCGGAAACUCGGCUCAGCUGGUGUUGCGCAACGUGACGGCCCCGCAGGCUGGCAGCUACAUGUGUGAGGCCCACAACGCCGGCGGGCGGGCUGCCGCCACCUUCACCCUGCUGGUCAACACGUCAGGGCCGCUCAGGCCCGCUCUGCCACCGGGCCUCAGCCGGCAGCCACUGUCAGAGGGUGUGGACUUUGGUGCUCUGGGCACCGCCAGCCAGACCGGCAUUGCAGCUGGCAUUGGCCUGCUGGCUCUCACCGCCCUAUUGCUGCUGCUGGCUGUGAUCUGGCGGAGGCGCGGCUGGCGGGACAAGGCGGAGUGGGCUGGUGCCGAGGGCCCGGGAGCGGUGGGUGGCCUUUACCUCAAUGACUACUCGGACGGGCCCAGCACCUUCGCCCAGCUGGAGGAGUACCGAGAUGACGCUGGCCGGGAGAUGUUCGUCAUCGACCGCAGCAAGAGGGACAUCCGCACCUACAAGGACGCUGCCGAGCCAGGCAGGUUACUGCAGCAAUCGCCACCUCAAGACCGGGCCACACAGACGGCUGAGGCCGAGGUCCGGAAGCCACAGCAGGCUGAUGUCUUCGAGAACCGCGGGGCGGUGUUCAAGGAGGAGAUUGAGUAUGAGAUCCAUUGCUGAGCUCGACCUCCGGGGGCUAAAUUGUUUUGCUGGAGUCCAAGGAGUGAGGCCUCUCUGUGUGCUCACACAGGGCACACAGAGAGCAAGGUGGACCGAGCCAAUGUUUAUCCCUUUUUAAAACUCUUUAAACAGCAUUACGGACAAGUUAUUUGUCGUUAGCUCACUACCGGAUCUUGCUGUGCUCUAGCUAGCUGCAACCCUCACCCCCUAGUCUGGCCUUGCGAGUGCUUGGUCAGUUGUUGAAGAUCCUGAAACGUCCAGCGUCCAGGAGAAACGGGGUGAGAGCCAUGCACAAUCUGCUGGACGACCUGGGCUGUUUUUGCAGCAUCUACGGAGGGACAGAUAAUGUGCUGGAGGAACUCGGCGGGUCAACAACAUCUGCAGAGGGAAUUGGACGGUUAACAAUUGGGGUCAAGACCCUUUAUCUGGACCCCAUCUCCCUCCACAGCUACCACCCAGCCCACUGAAUUCCUCCAGCAUCUUGAGUGUUGCUCUGGAUUCCAGCAUCUUUAGAGAAGGUGCCGAGGAGAUUUACCAGGAUGUUGCCUCGAAAAGAGAGCAUAUCUUAUGAGGAAAGCUUGAGUGAGCUGGGGCUUUUCUCUUUUGGAGCGAAGCAGGAUGAGAGUUGACUUAAGAGAGGGUUACAAUUUGAUAAGAGGCAUAGAUAGAAUGGAUAGACAUUUUUCCAGUGAGGAAAUUUGAGCGGGCAUAAUUUGAUUGCAUAAAAGUAUAGGAGGGAUGUCAAAGGCAAGUUCUUUACACAGAGAGUGGGGGUGGGGUGUGUGAAAUGUCCUGCCAGAGGAUGGUGGUAGAGGCAGAUAUAUUAUGGAUAUUUAAGAGCCUCGUAGAUAGGCACAUGGAUGAAAUAAAAAUGGAGGGUUAUGUGGGAGGGAAGGGUUGAUCUUGGAGUAGGUUAAAGAGUUGGUACAACAUUAUGGGCCCAAAAGGCCUGCACAGUGCUGUUUUGUUUGAUGUUCUGUCUUCUAUCUGCAGUCUACCGUGUCUCAAAACAAGAGGCCACAUCUUUCUAGAGCUGGGCCAGAAAAUCAAAGCAAAUUUAUUAUCCAAGUACAUAUACGAGAUUCCUUGAGAUUCAUUUUCUUGCUGGCAUUUACAGGAAAAUAAAGAAAUACAAGGGAAUUUAUGUAAAACAUUUCAUAAAGAAAGAUGACCUACUGAAUAUUGAAAGGCCAAGAUAAGAAUGGAUGUGGAGAGGAUUUGAACUUUGGAGACUAAGUCGUUGGGUAUAUUCAAAGUAGAAGUUGAUAGGUUCUUGAUGAAUCAGGGCAUCAAAGGUUACAGGGAAAAAGUAGGAGAAUGGGGUUGAGAGGGAUAAUAAAUCAGCCAUGAUGGAAUGGUGGAGCAGAUGCAAUGGGGCAAGUGGCCUCAUUCUGCUCCUAUGUCUUAUGGUCUUACACUGAAUGCACUAUAAUAGGCUCUUCCUAAAGUAAAUUUGGUUGCUAAUAAAAUAGUGUUUUUUUUUUCAUAAA